AUGUAUGAAGGAGUGGUUUUUUCAUCUGGUGACGAAGAGUACGAGGAGACGUUAAGGCUCUUUCACUAUCGCUUCCGCAAACCUCCAAUUAAUCCGAACCCCGUCAUUGCACUUCCACUCCCUUUGAGCGAGCAUAUUUGCCCUUCCUUUACUCCCAAACUCACCAAUUCGGCGUUUGAACACAGCAAAACGAUGCUGUCCUCGCGGAUUUUGACCCGGCGCCUGCCCCAGGUUGCUGCUCGUUUUACCGCUCCGCGCGCCUCAUUUUCACAAAUCCGGAGACUUUCUGCAGCUGAGAUUGAUGACCCUUUGCAGAACGGAGGUUAUCAGAAUCCCCCUCGUGUGAAGCGUGCUCUCAGAGACCCCUACGGCGACUGGUGGGAUAAGCAGGAGAGAAGGAACUUCGGCGAGCCCGUUCACGAGGAGAAUGAAAUUCUCGGCGUCUUCAGUCCCGAGCAAUAUAACCAUGUCACACCCCGCAAAGGCCUGUUCCAGAUUGGAGCUUUCAUCGCAACCUUCCUUACUCUCUGCGGCGUCGUGAGCCUGUACUACCCUGACAAGCCCAGCGUCCCAAAAACUUAUCCCGGCGGCUUGGAGAAGGAGCUUGGCGGUGCGAGUGCUCUUCCAGCUCGCAAGGCCGGUGAGGACUCUUGGUAG
This is a messenger RNA of Aspergillus udagawae, 657 nucleotides long. RefSeq lists its product as uncharacterized. Gene Ontology annotation, cellular component: mitochondrion. The record is from RefSeq and is a predicted model, not a curated record. The transcript has 5 exons. NCBI's taxonomy places the organism in Eukaryota, Fungi, Ascomycota, Eurotiomycetes, Eurotiales, Aspergillaceae. The coding region runs from base 1 to 657 and encodes 218 amino acids.